This is a messenger RNA of Wyeomyia smithii (pitcher-plant mosquito), 762 nucleotides long. RefSeq names its product PE-PGRS family protein PE_PGRS33-like. The record is from RefSeq and is a predicted model, not a curated record. Bases 139 to 651 code for a protein of 170 amino acids. Lineage: Eukaryota; Metazoa; Arthropoda; Insecta; Diptera; Culicidae. The transcript is spliced from 4 exons.
UAAAGCUAGUCGCGCGUUUCGAUUUCGGUGCCGGCACAGAAACGAGUUCGCCCUCGAAUACGAAAGAUUUGCGAUCUGAAGUGCAUUUGAAGUAUUAUUCGCGAAUCGUUGCAAAUUUCGCCAUUAUAAGUGAUCAUCAUGCGAGUAGUUUUGGUUUUCUUGAGCGCGAUAGUUUUAUCGUUAGCCAGUCCAACACCCCAAGUGUUCUUUCCUGCCAUUGGAUUGCGACCGCAUGGUUUAAUUCCACUGGCUGUGGUACCGGGGGCGGCGGUAGUUCCUUUCGCGGUUCCAGUUCCUGUUCCGGUGGCUCCUGUAGUACCGGUCGGAGUAGCCCCGGUGGCAGUAGCCCCCAUAGCACCGGCGGCAGUUGGUGUUGCAGCCCCAGCUUUUGGAGGUAGCAAUGCUGAAGCACAAUCCGCAUCGUUCAAUAUAGGGCUCGGAGGCAUCAGUGCUUCAUUCAGUAAAUCUGCAGCCAACUCAAAUUCUUUCGGCGGCGGUGGGUUUGGAGGAACAGGUUCAGCUGCCAGUGCAGCUGCCGAGUCAGGAUCGUUUGGCGGUGGUUUAGGUGGAUUCGGAGGUUCCUCGUCUAAUGCGUAUGCGCAAGCGAAUUCCUACGGCGGUGGUGGUGGCUUUUUACCGUUUUUUGGCUAACCGCUACAAUUGACGGUGAAAAACAUGAUUCACAACUAAUGUGAGAUCACUAGUGCCCUCGUGUAAAUAUAAAUCAACCUAUGUUGUCACGAAAUCUCGGUGGAAAUACAG